CAGUUUCGUCGUUCAACAUGGCAGCGAGUGAGGAGAUUCGUUCCCGGACCAUCCAGGCUUUGUCUGCAGCGCAUGAAUUUGCAGAACUGUACCAUGAAACUUUUGACAAGAGGAGACAGGCCAUCGGCAAAGUGUACCAGGAUACAGCGCAGAUGGUGUGGAACGGCAACGCCCACACAGGCAAUGCAGAGAUCGUAAAGUUUUUCAACACGCUGCCAGCCUCUGAGCAUACUGUGGAGGGAAUGGACACCCAGCCUGUCAUUGCUGGUGUGGUAGGCACAGACAACAACUCCUCCAUCGUGAUCACCUUCUACGGAAAAGUCAAGUUCAAGGACACAGUGGCCAAAACUUUCAACCAAACCAUCAUGCUCUCGGUACAGGACAACAAGUGGAAGGUUGUCAGUGACAACUACAGGUUCAUCGAAUGACAGCUUCAGUGACAUUUAAUCUGUCAGUGACAACUAAAGAUUGAUCAAAUGACAGGUUCAUCAAAUGACAGCAUCAGUGGCACGUUUUACCUGUCAAUGACAACUACAGGUUUAUCAAAUGACAGCAUCAGUGGCAUGUUACCUACCAGUGACAGGUGGCAGUGAAAAUUCUGGUACCAAAUGACAGUGAUGAUAUCAUAUUGGAGCCAAGUAAUUACAGUGCUACUGAUAACAGUGAUAGUGUUUGGUGACUAUGGCAUCAAUAGCAAGUUACUGUUUUUAGUGACAAACUGCAGUAUGGGGGUAUUGAUGGAGAAAUUGGAGAAAGGGGUUUCGUGCCGUGGAUGAUAUUGUCUUCUGUCAUGAGUGAUUUCUCUUAUCUCUUCAGUUCCUGCAAUGCAAACAAACAUUGAAGAUUCCCUUACAGAAGUGCAGUCAGUAGGUAACUGAUCUGGUCCACUAUGCCGAAGUUCAGAGUAUGAAUCCAGGUGGCAUUCUUCGUAUUACUAUUAUUCUGGCUCAGUGGGAAUACUUCCUCGUACCAUGAUACGGGACCAAGUUUAUGCCUUAGUUGUGCAUAACAGGGUGUCUUAUCUUUGACAGAAACUUCACCUGGCUUUGGAAGCCAUUACCAGUUGCUGGGAAAUGAUUAAUGUUUUUUUAAUGUGUUAUUUUUGGUAAUAAAAUAGACAAAUCGAUCCAUGUCAAGAGCAAGAGUUUUGAUGCACGGACGGGUCGUGUUGAUUUUUAGAAUUUUCAUUUUUACUGUCCUGUUGAAUGACUUCUCUGUUUAAUCGCAUCACGCUUGAAGACUAAUUCUAUUUAAUUGCAGCCUCUCCAAAGUGACAUUGUCAGGACCAGGGAAAAAAAAGUCGUUAUAGAGAGGCACCCAAAAGUUACUAA
Molecule: messenger RNA, 1331 nt
Organism: Aplysia californica (California sea hare)
Lineage: Eukaryota; Metazoa; Mollusca; Gastropoda; Aplysiida; Aplysiidae
Product: NTF2-related export protein 2
Exons: 4
Coding region: 18-428 (136 amino acids)
Biological process (GO): protein import into nucleus
Cellular component (GO): nuclear pore central transport channel
Source: RefSeq, a predicted model, not a curated record